This is a messenger RNA of Pimephales promelas (fathead minnow), 5231 nucleotides long. RefSeq names its product pogo transposable element derived with ZNF domain a (gene pogza). The record is from RefSeq and is a predicted model, not a curated record. Gene Ontology annotation, biological process: regulation of DNA-templated transcription. Gene Ontology annotation, molecular function: DNA-binding transcription factor activity, RNA polymerase II-specific; RNA polymerase II cis-regulatory region sequence-specific DNA binding. Lineage: Eukaryota; Metazoa; Chordata; Actinopteri; Cypriniformes; Leuciscidae.
GAGACUAACAUUCAUUGACUAAAAGGCUAAUGUUUUUCGCCAAGUGAACGAGUUUGUCUUUGUGUCGUUAACUCUGAGGCGGCGAUGUAUCGCACUAUUUAGCGGGCUAUAUGCAAGUGCAAACUGUUUAGACAAAUCUCGCCGAUAAGCAAAUCUGUGCAGCAGGUAGGAUGACAAUGGUCUCAAAAUGUCAAAACAUACUCCACAAUCUAAAUAAUAGUGGGUAAUUGGCUUUAAAUCGUUUAUUAUCGGAAAUGAUACUCCAGGAAAUUACAUUACACUUCCAUAUCGUAAUAUGCGUGUAAUAUAACAUUUACAGUUCGCGUAUACUAGCAUUAUGUAUUUUAUUUGCUUAUGUUUAUCAUAUAGUGAAUAAUCACGGUUAUCCCGCGUUUAUCACAAAAUAUCGCAACCAAUCAGAGUGCAGGGAAUUACGCGUGGAAGUGACGUUUUUAAAUGUUUCGCCUACCACAGCGCGAGCAAAGAGGAGAAAACGCCUGCAGAACAGGGAUCAUUGUUUUUCCAUCAUGGCAAACCCCGCGAAGAAUGGAGGGAAAUAACGCAUUAUAAUUUUUUGUCCCACAUAUGCAAAUCUGUGCAUGAGAAACAUGGCAGAUUCUGACCUUUACAUGCAAUGUGAUGAAGAUGAUCUAGAGCCAUGCCAGAGUAUUACAAAAAACAGAGACCACCAAUAUAACAAAGUUACUGUAGUCCCAAGUGGCAAUAGUGCACCAGCACAAUCUGAUGGCACCUCUAAACCGACAUCAGCUCCUGCGGUUACGUUACUGCCGAAUGCUGUCCAGACAGGUGGAGCUGCAGGAGGCACACAGACUAUAUACAUCAGUGCACAGCCCAAUCCAGGUCAGCCUCUGGCAGGCUCAGUGGGAUUGGGAAAUUUGGGAACAUCACUUGGUUACAUCUUGAAUGGACAGCCUAUUAGUUUUCUGACCGCAGGUCAGACACCCCAGUUCAUUUCUCCGCGGAUGGUCACCCCAGGGAGUGUAGGACAGCAAACGACAUCUGGGAAACUACCUACAUUGCAGAUCCCAGUCACCUUGACCAUCAAUAACCCCUCAAACUUACAAAGUAUCACCUCAUCGGCCCCAGGAGUGUCCACUCUUAAUGUGACCCCCUCCAACAUCCAACCAGCCAUAGCUCCAGGUGCAACAAUUAAAGUUAUAAAGUUUACGAAGCUUCCUGGAGCACCUGCAGGUUCUGGUCAAGUAGUGAAUUCACUAGUGCAGCCCACCAAAACCUUCUCCUUCCAAAACAAUAUAACAAACCGAGCUCCAGCCCCGUUCCUGUCUGGUGGGCUAUCUCAAACUGUGAGACCUCAAGCACAGAUCUUUGGCCCUCCUUCUGCCACAACCACUAACGCAUUGAAAAGGGCCUCCAGUUCUUCGAAUUUCUGUGUUCUCUGUAAAGCCGUUUACCAAAAGAGUCAGUCCCUCCGUGGAUACUUCUGUCAAUGCAAUCAAGAUCUUAUCAAGAGCAUCAAGGACCUGAAGGCCCAAAGUAGAAAAAGGAUCAAGCGGCCGAGUGACACAACCCAGUCAAAACCCGCCACAUCUGAGACCGUUUCCUUCUCCUCGUCCUCAGAAACGUCUCUCAAACACGUCACGACUUCUGAGAUACCUGAGGGAGUGCCUAGUCCUCGCUCUGGAGAUAUUGACGACCAGGGCAGAAUGAUCAUGCUAGUUGAAGACUUCUUCUAUGGGCAGCACCCUGGCCAGCAUGCAUCAUUAAAAACCUAUUCAGUAACCAUCUCAAUGAAAUGCCAAGUUUGUGAGAAGAAGGUGAAGGGCAACAUCAAGAUGAUGAACCACAUGAAACAACACAUGGAGUUGGAUCACCAAACAGGGGAAGUAGACUGUCAUUCUAUGUGCCAGCAUUGCUACAGAACCUUUUCAACACCCUUCAAUCUGCAGUGCCAUGUUGAGGCAGUUCAUAACCAAGCAGAGUCCUCAAAAGUGUGCAAGAUCUGUGAGUGGUCCUUUGAGAAUGAACCCCUCUUUCUGAACCACAUGAAGCAGGCGCACAAGCCUGGUGAGAUGCCCUACAUGUGUCAGGUGUGCGAGUUCAGAUCCUCUUUCUACCAAGAUGUUAUAAGCCACUUCACAGAGCAGCACAAGGACACCUGCAUCUUAAUGUGUCCCUUCUGCUUAAAAGUAUUUCGGUCUUAUAUCGGCUUCCAGUUGCACUUUGCUAGACACCAGAAAAGAACAGCACAUCAUUGUGGCCGAUGCCGACUUCAAUUCAUUCAUGACAAGGACAAGUGGAAACACAGACACAGGUUUCACAGGACAUGUGUCAAACCCAAGCAAUUGGAGGGCCUCAAGCCUGGUACUAAGGUAAUCAUCCGAGCUUAUGCUGACAGUAACGCCACAUCAACAACUGCAGCAUCUCAAAAUGUCACCAAUAAAGUCAUUCCUGUCAAGAAAAAGCCGGUGGAAAGCAUGAUGGAGCUAAUGGUCAAGUUUGAGAGUCAAUGCAAGCCAACAGAAAAACACUUCUGCAUGGAAUGCACAUAUGAUAUUCCAUACUUUUCCAACCAUUUCCCCACGUAUGUGAGCUGUUCCCUCUGCCGAUACUGUACUUGCUGUUCCAGAGCUUAUGCCAAUCACAUGAUCAGUGUACAUGUUCCUCGGAAAAGCACCAGAAAAUACAUUACCCUUUACAAACCCUGUCCGAAGAAGGGGAGGCUAAACUGUGUCACAUGUAGAUACAAAACUCGGGUUGGAGAUUCGAUGGCCAAACAUCUUGCUGACAAUCCUAAACAUCAAGCAAGCCGAUGCACCUUGCGGGAAGGAUUUUCACGUGGCUAUAAAAGAUUUGUCUUCAUCCCAACGGACCUACUCCGAGGAGGUCAGAUACUCAACAACGCGUUUUUCUUGCCUUUGCAAGUGAAGCAAGUGGACAAGAGUUCAUUUCCUCCGUUCUCUAAACCCCUUCCUCGACCCACCUACACGAUAACACUGCCUGCUAGUCCCGCUCACACACUGUCCUUUCCAAUUCAGGUUCAACCUAUCAAACAAAGUGCCGUUCCAGACAAAAAAUGUGCAAUCAAACCAGAUGCUCCGAAGCAAACUCCACAUGGAGGUCUUUCUAAAGUCGACAGAGGACGUACAGUGGAGAACACGCUUACCGUAGCUCAGAUGAAAGUUGUACUGUACGCCCUCUGCUGUGGAGUCCCACAGGCCGCCAAUCACUUCGACACUCCACCGGAAGAUGUCCAGUCAUUGCUCUUGAAGCGUCAGCGUCAGAUUGUGCCCUCGAGAAGCACCAGAGAAGGGUUGACGCCACAGGCAUCCGAUAGCUUAGUCGAAUGGGUGCUGUGCCAACGUGAGCAACAGCUACCUAUCGAUGAAGCUAAUCUGUUCGACUUCAUGAGCAGUCAUGGUGCGCAGGACAUCUCUUACGACUCGGCGGUUAAAUUCUUGCUACGCCACGAUCUGGGCUUGCAGGCAUUCGCCACAUCCAGCAAGUUGCUACCGGAUAAAUCCCAGGAGCUGGAGCGUUCCUUCAGCAGCUUUCUGAAAAAGCAAGUCAUUUCGCAAACAUUUAGACUAUCUUCUAUGGGCGCCAUGGAUGAGCUUUCCAUAUUUAUAGAUAUGGAGCAACUGGAUGAAGCCUCUGCCGAUUCGUCGUCCAUGUUGUCUGCUUUUAAGUUGAUGGGCACCACAAAUCCACUCAUAGAGGUUGUGUUCACAGCCCUGGCGGAUGGGACCACGUUAUCCACCAUGCUUUUCCUCAGAGGCGAACCUCUCAAGCCAGAUGCACAUUCCUUGCCAGACUUCAUCAUCCUGGAGGCUAGACCUGAAGGGUUCACGGAUGAAGAAAGACUACAGCUUUGGUUGGACAAGGUGUGGUGUCGGCAUGUCAAACCUAAAUCUGGAGGCAAAGGGUUGCUGAUAAUGGACACGUACAAAGGCCACAUGUCUGAUGAAUUCCUGGCAGCGCUCAACAGCACGAACACUCUUCCAGCUCCGAUCCCUCGCAGUUGCUCUCGUCGUCUGCAGCCCCUGGAAGCCUGCAUGGGGCCUGUGUUACGCGAGUUUCUGCAGGCUCGUUGGAGCGAGCAUGUAACUACGGUGCCACAGGAACUGGUUGGAGCCAAACCAGCAGACCUUGCGCAUCUUCUCUCUCGCUGGCUGGUCGAGAUACUGGAUGUCCUCAAAGCAGAGCCCAAGCUUCUUUUCCGCUCUUUCGAUCGGAUUUUGAGCUCAAACCCAGAGGUGACGUCCGAGGAACCGUCAGAGCUCGUGCGGAGUCUCACUGAAGCUCUCCUGGUCAAUAAAAUGCAAGGACAUAAAGUUGAGCAGAAAGCUGAGAUCUCCGGUGUUGUUUCUGUAGAAUCCUCUCCGCAGUCCAGCCUGACUUUUUUGAAAAAGAUGUUUGAGAAAGACAGCGAUUUGGAGUCGUUUCAUGGUUUUGAGGAUUCAGAAAUACAAGAACAUCAAGUUAUCAUAUAAAUUGAAUCAUAUUCUUGAAAUUUGCAAGCAUUUUGUGCGUCUUCUGCCGAUUUUAUUUUUGGAGAAUAAAAUGAACUGGUCUUUGAGAAAGUAAAUGUAGUAGGUCAUUGCUUGAUUAAGUCUGUAUGGUUGCAUAUCAUUAGCCUCAUUGCAUAUAUGCGUUUUUUUCUUGUUUUCCAAAGACAUUGAAAUAUGAUGUAGGCAAUUAUGCUAUGAGGCUAACGAUAUGUAAAUUUUUUUGUGUGAUAAAGAUCACUAGUUUGAAGUCCUCUGUUGUUGUUGAUCUUUGAGCUAUGAAUGUGCAACUUGUUACACCUUGUUUUAGUUUAUCACUAUUUUCCUUCACAUCAGGUUUGAUUUCUUUUAUAAUGUGCAUAAAUGUAAAUAGAAAUGAUUUGAAAUCAUUACCUACUGUAUUUAGGAUUAUACUGUAACAUACUGGAUUCAUGUUAAUGAAUAAACGCUUUUAUAGGCAUGUCAUUUAUAAGCAGUGUUUUUUUUCUUUAAGAAGCAAGGGUUGUCUUUUAAGAAGGUAUUUUAGUUUUCUCAAAAAUCUGACCAAUACAGUCAGUUUAUACACACGACACAUUGUUUGCUAUACUGAUGCAACUGCCUAAAACCUUUUUCACUGGCACCUCUUAAUCACAGGUGGCUGUAUAUUAUGAUCCUAUUUGUGUAUAUGGUCACAUGACUAAAAUUAUGUAAUGUGCUUAUGGUGGUAUUUUUGAAAAUGUAAUAAAAUGUGAAUGUUUUAUUCCA